Messenger RNA from Budorcas taxicolor (takin), 318 nucleotides. Its product is annotated as keratin-associated protein 17-1. The record is from RefSeq and is a predicted model, not a curated record. Bases 1 to 318 code for a protein of 105 amino acids. NCBI's taxonomy places the organism in Eukaryota, Metazoa, Chordata, Mammalia, Artiodactyla, Bovidae. The transcript has a single exon.
AUGGGGUGCUGCCCAGGGGACUGCUUCGCCUGCUGUGCUGAAGAGCAAGACUGCUGUGAAGUGUGCUGCUGCCAGCCCUCCUGCUGCGGCUGCUGUGGUUCCUGCUGCGGCUCCUGCUGUGGCUGUGGCUCGGGCUGUGGAGGCUGCGGGGGCAGCUGCUGCGGGUCCUCCUGCAGCGGAUCUGGCUGCGGGGGCAGCGGGGGCUGCGGAGGUUGCGGGGGCUGCUGCGGGAGCUGCUGCGGAUCCAGUUGCUGCGGCUCCUCUGGGUGCUGCGGCCCCGUGUGCUGCCAGCCCACGCCUGUCUGCGAGACCAAAUGA